CUGUUUGCGACGUUCUUCGUGGCAUGUGAAGUCCAGAGAGCGUCGCAAACAGUUCCCCAAGCAUGCUAGCCGUCUUGGGAAGCGAAGACAUACGCACAGCCACAGCCCCGGAGUGGCUGAGACAGGAUCCGCGUGUCGUGGUCAUUCGUUGUGGCGUUUUCCAACUGCAACGUCAUUGCAGUCGUUGCCCAAGGCCCCUCGUUUCAACACCACGUCUCCUCAUAAACAACUCCUUUGCCUGACCACACCACUCAUCCACAUCACACAUUACACAAGACACGCACCUUUUUCCUCGUCCAAUCCCACACUCAACUAUCAAACUUUAUCCCCCCAUCUCGUAGUCAUGGCCACCACAGUCCACGUCGAGAACAUCUCCAGCCAGACGAGCGAGAAGGAAGUCAGAGACUUCUUCAGCUUCUGCGGCAAAAUCUCUUCCCUCUCCGUCACCCCCACGGCAGACUCCCAAUCCGCAACCGUAACCUUUGAAAAAGAGACGGCCGCCAAAACCGCCCUCCUCCUCGACAACACCCAGCUCGGCCCCACCGCCGUCUCUGUGACCUCCGCCAAGUCCAUCGAUCAGAUUGCCGCCGGCCAUGUCACGACCGAAGACGCUCUGGAGAAAGAGCACGAGCACGAGCUCGAACAGGAAGAUAAGCCCCGCUCCCGCAUCGUCGCCGAGUACCUCGCCCACGGCUACGUCAUCUCCGACAACGCCAUCGAACGCGCCAUCGCCCUCGACAAGCAGCACGGCAUCAGCACACGCUUCACUUCGGCGCUGAAGCAAUUCGACACCAAGUUCAAGGCGACGGAGAAGGCACAGGCGGUCGACACGAAGCUGGGUGUGACAGAUAAGGCAGUUACGGGAUGGCGUGGCAUCAACUCUUACUUCGAGAAGGCGCUGGGUACGCCCACAGGCCAGAAGAUCGCGAGUCUGUACACCGAGGGGAACAAGCAGGUCGUGGACGUGCAUACGGAGGCAAGACGUCUGGCGGAUCUGAAGAAGCAGCAUGCAGCUGGCACGACGGGUGAGAAAUCGUCUGUGGAGGAGGCUGGCGUGCAUGAGGUGACCGAGGGCAAGACGGGCGCCAAGGAUGAGAGCGAGAAGCCCGCUGCUUCGGCCUCGACCUGAGGUCGAGUAGAAUCGGGAUAGGUUUCAGGGAGUUGGCGGCGAGGCGAGGUACAUGGGUCGGGAUGGGUUGGUUUCUUUGGUCUCCUUUACGAAAGUGACGAGGAAUGAGCUUGAUGGAUGAUCGAUACCAUUGGUUAGGGGGUUUACCUAGUAGCACGCAAUACCUAGUC
This is a messenger RNA of Mytilinidion resinicola, 1299 nucleotides long. RefSeq names its product RNA-binding protein Vip1. Bases 344 to 1129 code for a protein of 261 amino acids. NCBI's taxonomy places the organism in Eukaryota, Fungi, Ascomycota, Dothideomycetes, Mytilinidiales, Mytilinidiaceae. Gene Ontology annotation, molecular function: RNA binding. The transcript is spliced from 2 exons. The record is from RefSeq and is a predicted model, not a curated record.